Molecule: messenger RNA, 1999 nt
Organism: Heterobasidion irregulare TC 32-1
Lineage: Eukaryota; Fungi; Basidiomycota; Agaricomycetes; Russulales; Bondarzewiaceae
Exons: 4
Coding region: 1-1875 (624 amino acids)
Cellular component (GO): cytosol
Molecular function (GO): mRNA binding
Source: RefSeq, a predicted model, not a curated record
AUGCAGCCUCGGACGAAGAAGGGACCCUCAUGGGCAGACAAUCCCACGCCGCAGUUGUCCACAGAGAUAUCAUGCAAGAAGGGCGAAGAGGCUGAAAAGCCCCGGGAUCAUGAAGAGCUCGUAAAUGCAGAGUCGCCAGACGGUCUGUCAGAUAUGGAAUGGUUGAAACGAAGGAUGAAGCAAGACGUCGAGGAUGCGGGCGCUGCCAGCGGCAAAGUUUUCGAGCAGUCAGAUGACGAAGAGCAGGAUGUGGAUGCAACGGACGUGCAGACGGAGGUGAAAGAUUUGGCGAAGGAGACAAUCCUUCAGACCGCACGCCUCUUCGUUCGAAAUCUAGCUUUUUCUUGUACUGAAGCAGAGCUUCGUGAUCUGUUUCAGCCGUUCGGGGAGGUAUCGCAGGUUCAUAUUCCUAUAGAUAUCACGACGAAGAACCCUAAAGGUCUUGCCUAUGUCACUUUUUCAAGUGCUACCGCAGCCCUAGCAGCAUACAAAGCGCUUGACAAGAAAUCCUUUCAGGGACGUUUGCUUCAUAUCAUGGGAGCGGUCGACCGAAGGGGUAACGUGACAGUUGAAGAAGGCGAGAGAAAGAAAAAAUCAGUGAAGGAUGCUCAGAACGAUAAGCGUAAGACGAUGGCCGGGAAAGAAUUUAAUUGGAGCAUGUUGUAUAUGAAUAGCGAUGCUGUGUUAUCGUCCGUGGCCGACCGAUUGAACAUAUCCAAAGCCGAUGUCCUUGACCCCGAAUCAUCCAAUGCUGCUGUCAAACUCGCACUCGCAGAAACGCACGUCAUACAAGACACAAAGACGUAUCUUGAGUCUCAGGGUGUCAUCAUGUCUGCGUUCUCCUCACGUCGUCGGUCUGAUACAACUAUACUCGUGAAGAACAUUCCUUAUGGCACAACUGCAGAACAGAUCCGAGAAUUGUUCGAAGCCCAUGGGGAGUUGAGCCGUGUCCUUGUUCCACCUGCGGGGACGAUGGCCGUUGUUGAGUUUAUCCACCCCGAUGAAGCCAGCAAAGCAUUCCGUGCCGUCGCCUACCGGCGACUGGGCAACUCUGUCAUCUAUCUCGAGAAGGGGCCCUUGGGUAUAUUCGAGGCUCCAGCUGAAGGCGCCCGUGAUCAGCAAAAUGGUCCUCUCACAGCCGAUGGCGUCAAGCCCGUCACGAUCGAUAGCGAAAGUGGAGCUCAAGACGAUGUACCACCUGUUUCCGAGGGCACGACGCUCUUUGUCAAGAACUUGUCCUUUGCUACGACGUCGGAACGAUUCACACAAGUCUUUCGACACCUUCCAUCUUUUGCAUUUGCUCGUGUGCAAACGAAGUCGGAUUCAAAACGCCCGUCAGCGAAGCUCAGCAUGGGUUACGGCUUUGUUGGGUUCAAGACUGCUGAUGCUGCGAAGAGGGCGAUCAAGGGUAUGGAUGGCUAUGUGCUGGAUGGGCACGCAUUAAGCGUCAAGUUUGCCGGCAGAGGCACAGAGGAGGACAGCGAGGGAAAAGGCAAGAAGAAGGGUACGACGACGAAGAUGCUCGUGAAGAAUGUGCCAUUCGAGGCCACAAAGAAGGAGAUUCGGGAGCUGUUUGGAUCUCAUGGACAGCUUAAAUCUGUGCGCCUGCCCAAGCGAUUCGACCAGCGGACGCGGGGCUUUGCUUUCUUGGAGUUUGUCACACGUCAUGAGGCGGAGAAUGCUUACAACGCGCUCAAGCAUACGCAUCUGCUAGGUAGGCAUCUGGUCCUAGAGUGGGCGGAGGAGGGCGAGCAGGAUAUCGAGGAGUUGCGGAAGAAAGCUGGGGUUGGGUAUGGCGACGGUAAAGAAUUACCAGGAAAAAAGAGGAAGUUGGCCAUGGAUGAGGACGGGGAUGACGGAGAAGAGGAAGUAUAGUGCUCGGGUUACGAUCCCGGCUUCGGCUACGACAGAUGUUCGCGUCGUCAAUAUAGAGGAUGUGAUAUGCAUGAGUACGGAGGAGACUAUCUUGAUACAAGUGAACACUGUACUAUCUCAACUC